Chelonia mydas (Green sea turtle) is the source of this 1375-nucleotide messenger RNA. It is a transcript of the gene SCN3B, whose product is annotated as sodium voltage-gated channel beta subunit 3. The transcript is spliced from 7 exons. Gene Ontology annotation, cellular component: voltage-gated sodium channel complex. The coding region runs from base 267 to 914 and encodes 215 amino acids. The record is from RefSeq and is a predicted model, not a curated record. Lineage: Eukaryota; Metazoa; Chordata; Testudines; Cheloniidae. Gene Ontology annotation, molecular function: sodium channel regulator activity. Gene Ontology annotation, biological process: regulation of heart rate by cardiac conduction; sodium ion transport; ventricular cardiac muscle cell action potential.
GGCCUGACUGCUCUGAUGGGGUGGAGCGAAAGGGGAGGAGCGGGGAGGAGCCCUGGCUGGGAGCUCGGGAGCUAUCAUGAGUCUGGAGGGAGGCCUCUGCUUGCCUAGACGGCUGCUGGGGCGGGCGGGAGAGCAGGGCCGCUUGAUCCCGGCUGACAAGCACGGAUCAGCCGGCAGCCUGAUAUCCUGUUGCACUGGGCACAGGCGGAGGAUCCUUUCUGGAAAGAGCCUUUAUCCAGCCUGAGAACUAUUCCCCGCUGGGAAUCAUGGCUGCUCUCGCAACGGGUUUCUGUGUCUCUUCAGUCCUGUUGGUUAUAUGGGUUGGUGUCUGUUCUCCAGUCUGUGUGGAAGUCCCAUCAGAGACAGAGGCUGUCCAAGGAACUCACAUGAAGCUGCUCUGUAUCUCCUGCAUGAAAAGAGAAGAAGUUUCUGCAAGCACUGUGGUGGAAUGGUUCUACAAGACUGAAGGGGGGAAAGAUGAGCUGAUCUAUGAAUACAGAAAAGUACACCAUGAAUUUCCAAGCCGCUUCAGUGGCCGGCUACAGUGGAACGGGAGCAAAGACAUGCAGGACGUGUCCAUCACUGUAUUAAAUGUGACUUUGAAUGAUUCGGGGAUCUACACCUGUAAUGUCACCCGGGAGUUUGACUUUGAGAUUCAUCACCCACUCUUCACAAGCUCCAGAUUGAUCCAUCUCACUGUGGUAGAGGAGGCUGGAGAAGAUUUCACAUCAGUCAUAUCUGAAAUUAUGAUGUAUAUUCUCCUGGUUUUCCUCACCUUGUGGCUGCUGAUAGAAAUGGUCUAUUGCUACAGGAAGGUUUCCAAAGCAGAGGAGACUGUCCAGGAAAAUGCGACUGACUACCUCGCCAUUCCGUCGGAAAACAAGGAAACCUGCUCUGUGCCCGUGGAGGAGUAGCCAAGGGUAGAUGGGCCAUGACCUGCAAUAAGGAACUCUAAAGUUGGAAGGACCAAGUCACUCCAGCCAGGUUUGGGAGAACUCUACGGCACCAGAAGGAAAUAAGGGAAAGUGUGAACUCUCUUCCAUUUGCCUUGGACAUUGCACAGCCUUGACUUUGGCUUCAUGACUCCAUUUGCUAAAGGAUUCUCCUUUGAAGCAUGCUGAGCAAAGGGGGUUGGGGUGCAGGUGGCACUGCUCCUUCCUAAGUUUUGCCCCUGCUCAGCAAAUGGCCUUGUAAAUUCUAGUAUGUAUUACCCUCACCAUAUUCCUUUGCAAAAUAAGCUAAUUUGGCAUGUAGCACGUGGGUCUGUCAUAUUACCCUGACACACCUGGCCAUCAGCAAGGUCACUUUAGCACUGUGAUCAAUCUUUUGAUAAAGCCUGAACACUUUAAUUAUUAAAGAACAGAAUCCCGCUCCA